GAUGCCCCCCCUGCCGACCAGGAGAAGCUCUUUGUCCAGAAGCUGCGCCAGUGCUGCGUGCUCUUCGACUUCGUCUCCGACCCCCUGAGCGACCUGAAGUGGAAGGAGGUGAAGCGCGCGGCGCUGAGCGAGAUGGUGGAGUACAUCACCCACAGCCGGAACGUGGUCACCGAGCCCGUCUACCCCGAGGUGGUCCACAUGUUUGCAGUCAACAUGUUUCGAACGUUACCACCGUCCUCCAACCCCACGGGAGCAGAAUUUGACCCAGAGGAAGACGAGCCAACGUUAGAAGCAGCCUGGCCUCACCUACAGCUUGUUUAUGAAUUUUUCUUAAGAUUUUUAGAGUCUCCAGAUUUCCAACCUAAUAUAGCGAAGAAAUAUAUUGACCAGAAGUUUGUAUUGCAGCUUUUAGAGCUCUUUGACAGCGAAGAUCCUCGAGAGAGAGAUUUUCUUAAAACUACCCUUCACAGAAUCUACGGAAAAUUCUUAGGCUUAAGAGCUUACAUCAGAAAACAGAUAAAUAAUAUAUUUUAUAGGUUUAUUUAUGAAACAGAGCAUCACAACGGGAUAGCAGAGUUACUGGAAAUACUGGGAAGCAUAAUCAACGGGUUUGCCUUACCCCUCAAAGAAGAGCACAAGAUUUUCUUACUGAAGGUGUUGCUGCCGUUGCACAAAGUGAAGUCUCUGAGCGUCUACCACCCCCAGCUGGCGUACUGUGUCGUGCAGUUUCUGGAGAAGGACAGCACCCUCACGGAACCAGUGGUGAUGGCCCUCCUCAAGUACUGGCCCAAGACCCACAGCCCAAAAGAAGUGAUGUUCCUGAACGAGUUAGAAGAGAUUUUGGACGUGAUCGAACCCUCGGAAUUUGUCAAGAUCAUGGAGCCGCUCUUCCGGCAGUUGGCCAAGUGCGUCUCCAGCCCGCACUUCCAGGUGGCGGAGCGAGCGCUGUACUACUGGAACAACGAGUACAUCAUGAGCCUCAUCAGCGACAACGCCGCCAAGAUCCUGCCCAUCAUGUUCCCGUCCCUGUACCGCAACUCGAAGACCCACUGGAACAAGACAAUCCACGGCUUGAUAUACAACGCCCUGAAACUCUUCAUGGAGAUGAACCAAAAACUGUUCGACGACUGCACCCAGCAGUUUAAAGCGGAGAAACUGAAAGAGAAGCUAAAAAUGAAAGAACGAGAAGAAGCGUGGGUUAAAAUAGAAAACCUAGCCAAAGCAAACCCCCAGUACACGGUGUAUAGUCACGCGAGCACCGUGAGCAUCCCGGUGGCAAUGGAGACAGAUGGGCCCUUGUUUGAAGAUAUGCAGACGCUGAGAAAGACAGUGAACGAAGAGGCUCGCCAGGCACAGAAGGACCUGAAGAAGGACCGGGCCCUGGUGCGCCGCAAGUCCGAGCUGCCUCAGGACCUCCACACCAAGAACGCCUUGGAGGCUCACUGCAGAGCCGACGAGCUGCUGUCCCAGGACGGCCGCUAGCCGCCCGCCCCGGCUGCUGGCGCGUCCCAGGUCCUGUAGGAAACACACACUUUCGUGCCAUACAGAUCAGUCACACUCAGAGUCAGAGCUUUCUCACCCGUCCUCUAGGCAGUAGCGCGCCCCGCCCCCGCCCGCCCGCCCGCCCGAGAGCAGGAGUUCAAACGACGGUCGGUGACGCAGGCGCAGGCAGCGCCGCCGCCGCCCUCGCGGCGGUGUCCCCGGAGCUAAGGCGAGCACCCUGGUCAUCACCCUCACCUUCUCCCCAAACGGAACUCGCGAUCGUUGAAAAUAGGUGGUUCUUUGAGAAUAUCAAUGUUUUUCAAAUCAAAGGAACACUUUUAAAAAGUAUUUCGUAUUUUUAAGAUUCUGCAACCUUUGAAAUUGUUUCCAUGUGAUUGUUUACACCAGCAAUUUCUUCUUUCUUUUUUUCCCCGAUGUCAUGGAACUGCUUCUUUGCUGUCAUUGCUCCGAUGUGGACGAUGACACGUAACUGUCCCCGGAGCAGGUUUUUCCUGAGGUCUCCUUUACUUUGAGUAGCAACAGGGGCACCGUGCCCGACUCCUUUCGUGUCUUUCUAAAGCCAUAGCUGCCCGUCUGCCCACACCAGGACUCCAGGAGGGGCUCGCGGGAGGGGUUUGUUCGACACAGAGCUUUCUGUCUCCCUUGGCUAGAAUUGGAGUUUUUGAAGCAAUGUGUUCAUCCUGGGGUUUGCCUGUGUUUUUUCACUUCUUACACAGCGUGUCCUUUAACCAGGCUCUUGAGUUAGUAACAUUAGAGUCUCAAGAGCCCCCGCGCUUUGUGGAAAGCCGGGAUGAGCGCAUUUCGAGAAGCCAGUUCUCGGCCGAGUGCAAACCGCAGCCGCCUCCGCCUCCGGGCAAAGGU
This is a messenger RNA of Phyllostomus discolor (pale spear-nosed bat), 2364 nucleotides long. It is a transcript of the gene PPP2R5C, whose product is annotated as protein phosphatase 2 regulatory subunit B'gamma. The transcript is spliced from 13 exons. Gene Ontology annotation, molecular function: protein phosphatase activator activity. Lineage: Eukaryota; Metazoa; Chordata; Mammalia; Chiroptera; Phyllostomidae. Gene Ontology annotation, biological process: signal transduction; protein dephosphorylation. Gene Ontology annotation, cellular component: nucleus; protein phosphatase type 2A complex; cytosol. The coding region runs from base 133 to 1482 and encodes 449 amino acids. The record is from RefSeq and is a predicted model, not a curated record.